AUGACGAAGAAGAAGAAGAAUGAAAUUUGCAUGUGUCUUCUGUUGCUUUUGCUCUUAGCAAUUAGUAGAGCGGACUCCUCGAUUAACUCAUGCACCAGGCGUUGCGGUGACGUCGACAUCCCCUUCCCCUUUGGCAUCGAGUCGGACUGCUUCCUUCCCGGAUUCCACGUCUUCUGUAACCACUCCAAACUCUACUCAGCUGGCAACAUCCAAAUCCUCAACUUCAGCCUUGUUGAGCCCCGAGCCACAAUAAUCCAGAAAAACGCACACGUCCACCCACAAAAGUACAACAACUCCACUGGUGGAGUCUACAUCUCAAGGGAGAUGGACCUCACCGGCUCGCCUUUCUUCUUCUCCAUUAGAGACAACAUCUUUGCCGCCGCCGGAUGCAACGUCGUCGCCUUCUUCAGCUCGUCCAAUACUUUGUUCAACACUCCCAAUGGACGUGCCUGCGUCUCUCUCUGCAACGACACCAACUACAAUAUCGGCGUAAUUAGUGGUUAUUCUUGCUCUGGCGCCGACGGCUGCUGCCGGGUGACCGAUAUCCCCUUGGGAAUGAAGCAAUUCACUUCCUACUUGAUCCAUGACUUCGCUGGAUUUAACGGCUCGACAACCCAAAAUUCGCCGUGCCUCUUCUCGUCCAUUCUGGAUGUGCACUCUUUUAACGGGACGUCACGUUGGUGUGACUUGUAUAAGCGAUACCGAGGACAGUUUCCGGUCGCCGUCGUCUGGUCCAUCUCCAACUCGUCGUGCGAGCAAGCUAAGCUCAAUCCCACCACCUAUGCGUGCCUGAGUAGGAACAGCCACUGUUUACAAACUUACCGCGGAUACACUUGCGGCUGCAAUGAUGCUUACGAAGGCAAUCCUUACAUAGAAGACGGAUGCAAUGCAAAAGGCGCCACGAGGAUAAUUAAAAUUCAAUUCCUAAGAUGA
Zingiber officinale is the source of this 933-nucleotide messenger RNA. RefSeq names its product wall-associated receptor kinase 3-like. The transcript is spliced from 2 exons. The record is from RefSeq and is a predicted model, not a curated record. The coding region runs from base 1 to 933 and encodes 310 amino acids. Gene Ontology annotation, molecular function: polysaccharide binding. NCBI's taxonomy places the organism in Eukaryota, Viridiplantae, Streptophyta, Magnoliopsida, Zingiberales, Zingiberaceae.